This is a messenger RNA of Octopus bimaculoides (California two-spot octopus), 1294 nucleotides long. Its product is annotated as uroporphyrinogen-III synthase. Gene Ontology annotation, molecular function: uroporphyrinogen-III synthase activity. Gene Ontology annotation, cellular component: cytosol. The record is from RefSeq and is a predicted model, not a curated record. Gene Ontology annotation, biological process: uroporphyrinogen III biosynthetic process. Lineage: Eukaryota; Metazoa; Mollusca; Cephalopoda; Octopoda; Octopodidae.
AACAGGUAUAUACAUAGUAAAUAAAAGAGAGGGAGAGAUGGGUAUAUAAAUAGCACUUAAAGGAAAGAAACAAGAGAACAGAAGAAAAGAAAAUUUUGGAAGCAAUUAAAGAGGGGGAAGAGAGAGAUAAAUAAUUAGAUGAAAACAGAAUAUUUGCAGUGUUUGUAGAGAGGCAGAGAAAAGAAGGAAGUUGAAGUGACAGUAAACUUCAUAAAAUACUGUUUACAGUACCGUCACACCGGGUUUUUAACCAUCGCAGAUAAAUUAAGGGUCCGGUGGCAGCAAACGGAAGGGCCAUCCCAGACAGCACACAUUCUAGCUACACUAGUGUGUAGAAGGUCAUUUAUUACUUGUAGAGUGCUGAUGUAUUUUCUACCAGAAAAAAGGUCUCGGUCACUCAGGAGUACCCAGGGAUUCAAACAGAAUGUCGAAGGACAUAAAGAAGAAUUCAGUUAUUCUCUUCAAAUCUCCAGCAGAAGGUGAAAACGACAUAUUUCUGGCGGAAUUACAGAAAUCUGAACUGACUGUCAACGUUGUACCUGUGCUGUCGUUUCAAUCUUUGCACACAGAUGUCUUGGCACAAAAGCUCAGUGGAGAUGCUAGAAAUAAAUACAGUGGCAUCAUUUUCACCAGUACUCGUAGUGUGGUGGUAGUGGACUCUGCCAUUAAGCAGCUAACAGCAUACAAUAAGAAGACAACCUGCAAGGACCUGAAAUGUUUUGUAGUUGGCAAGAGUACGGCGACCUCAGCUGCCAAUUUAGGCUUCAAACCUACAGGUGAAAAUAGUGGCCAUGGUAAAAAGUUAGCUGAAUUCAUUUUGAAAGAAAUAGAAAAGAAGUCAGAUUGUAAACCUAUUCUGUUCCCCUGUAGCAAGAUACGAAAUGACGACCUUCCAACUCACCUCAAACAAAAUGGAAUACCAGUUGAAGAAAUAACAGUUUAUGAAACACUGCCAAAUCCUCAUCUUCACAUAUGUAUCGAUGGAGUAUGUAAAGCACUGAAAGGUCAACCAGAAUAUCUUGUGUUCUUUAGUCCUUCCGGGGUCGACUCUGCACUGCCUUUUAUAACUCCAGUCUGGGAUAUGUCUCAAUCAAAGGUGCUGGCAUUGGGACCAAGUACUGAGAAGCAGCUGAAAGCAAAAUCAAUCAAGAUAUCAGGUGUGUCGAAAGGCCCAACACCUGUUGAUUUGGUUAAACUCAUCAAAGAGCUCAGUUGAUUUUUGAUUAUUCAAAUAUAAAUAAAAAAAACAAAACAAUCUAAUUUAAUGUAAAAUAAAUAAUUAUUAUUAUACUUA